UGGAUGAAGUUCUGGCCUUUGAGAAACUGGAAGCCUAGCUUGUCCUGUCUUUUGUCUCCCACGAUUUUGUGCAGCUAAAUGACUUUGGCUUUCAAAAUCUUCUUCCCACAAAACCUCCGUGCACUUGGCAGGAAAGAGCUGUGUCUGCUCCGAAAGCAGUAUCACUGGCCUGAAAUAAGACAAUUCAGCCAGUGGUCAGAAACUGCUGUGCUUCGUGGGCACUCCCUUUUCCAGAGAAGAAAGCCUGUUCAGUCAUUCCAAGGAGGCCAUUUGAGACCACUUGCCACCCACCUUGUUUUCUUGCCAGGCUCGCAUGUGGGACUCUGUAGUGGCCCCUGUGAGAUGGCUGAGCAACGGUUCUGUGUGGACUACGCCAAGCGUGGCACCGCUGGCUGCAAAAAAUGCAAGGAAAAGAUUGUCAAGGGCGUGUGUCGAAUUGGCAAAGUGGUACCCAAUCCCUUUUCUGAGUCUGGCGGUGAUAUGAAAGAGUGGUACCACAUUAAAUGCAUGUUUGAGAAAUUGGAACGGGCUCGGGCCACCACAAAAAAAAUCGAGGACCUCACAGAGCUGGAAGGCUGGGAAGAGCUGGAGGACAACGAAAAGGAGCAGAUAACCCAACACAUUGCAG
Dipodomys ordii (Ord's kangaroo rat) is the source of this 628-nucleotide messenger RNA. Its product is annotated as DNA ligase 3-like. Gene Ontology annotation, cellular component: DNA ligase III-XRCC1 complex. The transcript has a single exon. Gene Ontology annotation, molecular function: zinc ion binding; DNA binding. The annotation marks the transcript as partial. Gene Ontology annotation, biological process: lagging strand elongation; mitochondrial DNA repair; double-strand break repair via alternative nonhomologous end joining. The record is from RefSeq and is a predicted model, not a curated record. NCBI's taxonomy places the organism in Eukaryota, Metazoa, Chordata, Mammalia, Rodentia, Heteromyidae.